UAAAACAUCCGAAAACAAACCGUAUAUAUUUUUAUUUAAUUAUUUUUUGUAACUGUCAGUCCCACUCAGUCAGCGCUUCCCCAUCAAAAAGCUCAACGUCGGCCCCCAGGGACCGACGCUGGGCUCAACGUGUUGAACAGUAAAACAAUUAUUGAGCAAGGUCAACUCCAAAAUCCAUCAUUGCUGGAGUGGUGUGAGAACACCACACUGCACACUACACAAGUUUACACGGAUACCCCUACAUCCUCCAAAGCGCAAACCAAGUAACGAAGUAGAAUAGAUGAUGGACAAAAGAGAAAUGUUCACGAAUGCUGCGCAAUCCGGCGGUUCUUUCACCCCGUGGAGAGUCAAUGAUCCUAGAAUUUCUGUGUAUCAUAGAAUUCACACAAAAUCUAGGUCAACGGGUCAAACAUCAACUCAUCGCAUGGUUCAACGAAACUACAGUUUCUAACGGCACACGCGCGAAGCACAUGCUUUUGCAGUUCUCCAACAACCUGUUGAUAUUGGCAAAAUAAAUCAAGCUCUGGUAAACAUAACCUAACACGAAUCCUAGCAACCAGCUGGCAGCUAAGGUAACCAGAGCGAUGAUUCAAAUUCGUCUAUUUAUUUUGCUUGCUGGCUCAAGCUGUGAAAAAAUUGUCUACUAUUAGUUUUUCCAUACUGAAUAUAGAAAAAAAACUAUGGCUGAACGGAAUAUUGAGUUACAGACAACACUUGUCCGGUACAACAAUCCAGUGCUGGUGGUAAAACAUACCGAGAAGAAAGAAACUCCACCGGAUGUCGCACGAGAGCAAACAGGCCGUCCCGGUUCCGGCGGUGCGGUGGUCGUGGAAAGUCCACGCGAAACCGAAGAAAUUUUAAAUUGUAUUUUACCACCAAAAACAUGGGAAGAGGAUGGUCAGCUAUGGACACAAACCGUGUCCAGCACGCCAGCUACCCGGCAGGAUGUUAUCAAUCUUCAGGAGAUGCUCGAUACAAGACUUCAACAGACGCAGGCUCGUGAAACCGGCAUCUGCCCGGUGAGAAGAGAACUAUACACGCAAUGUUUCGAUGAAUUGAUACGACAGGUGACCAUCAAUUGCACCGAGCGAGGACUGCUGCUGCUGAGAGUGCGAGACGAAAUUGCGAUGUCCAUGGAAGCAUACGAAACACUCUACUGCAGUUCGGUGUCCUUUGGCAUUCGGAAGGCUCUUCAGGCACAGGAAGGCAAGGAGAAGCUGCAGGAACGGAUUCAACUGCUGGAGAAGGAUAAGGAGACGCUCGAAGGCUCGAUCAGUGAUAUGAAGAUUAAGGCCGAUCAGGCGGAGAGAAGAAACGCUGAGUUAAGGGCGUCUGAGGAGAAGAAACACGCAGAGGAGAUAGCCUUUUUGAAGAAAACAAAUUCGCAGCUGAAGGCUCAAUUGGAAGGAAUUAUCGCACCGAAGAAAUAAGCAUUAGGCAACAGUAUUAGCUAAUUAGAAGUUUUUAGCAGUUUAAAAAUCUCACUUUUAUUUUAUAACCGGGAGGAAAUGCAAUAGCUUACUAACAAUUUUACUUCGGAACAAUUAUUACACUGUGAAACAUUUUUCCGAAUCACCCUUUCGCUCUCCAAUUCAAAGACUAUCUUUAUGCAACAGCUCUGCGGAAAGACUAACAUUUUUCAAUAAUCUCCGGAACAGCCUUGAAUAGGUCGGCAACCAAACCGUGAUCAGCUACCUGGAAAAUAGGUGCCUCAGGAUCCUUAUUAAUGGCGACAAUCGUCUUCGAGUCCUUCAUACCAGCCAAAUGCUGGAUAGCGCCGGAAAUACCAACCGCAACGUACAACUCAGGGGCGACGAUUUUUCCCGUUUGUCCAAUCUGCAAAUCGUUUGGAACGAAUCCAGCAUCAACAGCCGCACGGGACGCUCCAACCGCUGCGCCCCAUUUAUCGGCCAGAUCGUACAACAUCUUGAAGUUGUCACCGGAUUUCAUUCCACGCCCACCUGAGAUGACAACUUUGGCCGCCGUCAACGAUGGUCGAUCGGAUUUGGUCAGCUCCUGGCUGAUGAAUUCGGUCGAAUUUGACUUAUAAUCACCCUCUGGAGCCUUUUCAACGGAUCCACUUCCAGUAGCUCCUGCUGCUUCGAAAUUCGUACCACGAAUUGUGAUAACCUUCACCGGAUCUUUUGAUUUCACGGUCUGAAUUGCGUUACCUGAUGAAUGUAAUGAAUUAUCACAAUGCAUUAUAAUUGGCAUGGUCCAUCCCUACAACUCACCAGCAUAAAUCGUCCUCACGAAAGUAUCCGCCGAUUUGAUGUCGAUGAUUUCGGAAACCGGUGAUACAUCCAGCUUAGCGGCGACCCUCGGCAACACGGCCUUACCGAAUGCGGAUGCUCCAGCAACUAUGUGAGUAAAUUUUAGCUGGUUUUGGGUGGCCAGCACCAGUGGAGUAACCGCCUCCGCGAGGAGACCCUUGAAGGCAUCACUCUCCGCCACAAGCACUUUCCCUACUCCGUCCAGCUUGGCUGCCGCUUCCGCGAUGCUGCCCACUUUAGAACCAGCCACCAAAACGGUUACAUCUCCGCCCAAUUUCUUGGCCGCGGUGACCGCAUUCGCCGUAAUUGGGUUUAAGGCCUCGUUAUUGUGCUCCGCUAGAACGAGCGUACUUUGGAACCGACGCAGCUGUAAGUUUUGAAACAAACACUUAUGUAAUCUCACAUAAAUAAACGUGCACUGAUAACAUAAAUUAAUGUGCACUGAUCAUUUGGUGCCUGUAAAUAUGGUUUUGUUUCCAAAAUUUGCAUGAUUAAGGACCCAUUAGGGCUUCUAGUAGCCACUUACUUGAGCGGCACGGGCAAUUGUCGAUGUAGAUCUAGCAAACAUCUUCGAAAAUGAAUGAAUUAAUAAAACUUAAUCGAAUGAAACGAAAACAAUUUAUAGUGCCAGUCGCGAUUGCUGCCAGCUAAAUGAAUCAACAAAAGUGGACGAACAAAA
Messenger RNA from Toxorhynchites rutilus septentrionalis, 2952 nucleotides. RefSeq names its product putative inner dynein arm light chain, axonemal (gene Dnali1). Gene Ontology annotation, molecular function: dynein heavy chain binding. Gene Ontology annotation, cellular component: axoneme; filopodium. The transcript has 2 exons. The coding region runs from base 681 to 1430 and encodes 249 amino acids. The record is from RefSeq and is a predicted model, not a curated record. NCBI's taxonomy places the organism in Eukaryota, Metazoa, Arthropoda, Insecta, Diptera, Culicidae.